Molecule: messenger RNA, 2553 nt
Organism: Impatiens glandulifera
Lineage: Eukaryota; Viridiplantae; Streptophyta; Magnoliopsida; Ericales; Balsaminaceae
Product: protein HAPLESS 2
Exons: 18
Coding region: 214-2472 (752 amino acids)
Source: RefSeq, a predicted model, not a curated record
CUAUUCAUCUUCUUCUUCUUCCGAGAUAAAUCGCCUGCGGCUUCAGUCGUCAACCGCCAAAGAACUUGAAGAGAUCAUCGUCAUUUCCUCUGUUCCGUCAUUUGACAGUUAUUAAAGCCGCCAAAACCGUCAUCAUUCAUUCAUUCAUUCAUUCAUCCAUUCAAGAUGCGAUAGUAUCAAAUCUUGCCAAUUCGCAUUCUCUCGCAUAACAGGAUGAAAUGUAUUACCCCCGCGCUCAUUUUCUGUCACUUCCUUUCUCAUAUUCUAUCCUUUCACUCCCUCGCCGCCACUCAAAUUCUUUCCAAAUCAAAACUAGAAAAGUGCGAAAAGGUCUCUGACUCCGGCGACCUCAAUUGCACAAAGAAGAUAAUCGUCAACAUGGCUGUUCCGAGCGAAUCGAGCGGAAGGGAAGCGUCGAUGGUGGCAGAGAUCGCGGAAGUGGAGGAGAACUCAACAGACAACUUUAGAGCUCUGCGAGUCCCGCCUAUUAUAACGGUUUACAAAUCGGCAUCUUACGCACUUUACCAGUUGACAUAUAUACGAGAUGUUGCUUAUAAACCUGAAGAGUUAUAUGUUAAAACACGUAAAUGUGAGCCUGAUGCUGGCGCGAAAGUAGUGAAGACAUGUGAGAGGCUUCGAGAUGAAAAUGGUCACAUUAUCCAGCACACUGAGCCAAUAUGUUGUCCUUGUGGAAACCAGCGUAGAAUUCCUUCUUCAUGUGGGGAUUUUUUCGACAAGAUGCUGAAAGGGAAGGCAAAUACUGCUCAUUGUCUCAGAUAUGCAGGUGAAUGGUUCCAUGUUUUUGGUAUUGGACAGCGGUCACUUGGAUUUAGCAUCCGGAUUGAAGUCAAAACACCACAAAGAAAGACGGAGGUGGUUGUUGGUCCUGAGAACAGAACAGUCACUUCCAGUGAUAAUUUUCUAAGAGUAAAUCUAGUAGGUGAUUAUGCUGGAUACACAAAUAUCCCUUCAUUUGAGGAUUACUAUCUUGUUGUUCCAAGACAGGGUGGACCAGGUCAACCCGACAAUCUUGGGAGAAACUUUUCUACUUGGAUGCUGCUUGAAAGAGUUAGGUUCACCUUGGAUGGCGUUGAAUGUAACAAAAUUGGUGUGGGGUACGACGCUUUCAAUGGACAGCCAAGUUUCUGCUCUUCACCAUUCUGGAGUUGCUUGCAUAAUCAGCUGUGGAACUUCCAGGAUGCUGAUAAGAACCGUAUAAGCAGGAACCAAAUACCACUUUAUCUAGUGGAAGGGAGGUUUGUAAGGAUAAAUGAGCAUCCAACUCCUGGUAGCCAUUCAUUCUCAAUUGGCAUAACUGAAGUUCUCAAUACAAACCUUUUGAUCGAACUCACUGCUGAUGACAUAGAAUAUGUCUACCAAAGGAGCCCAGGAAAAAUUAUUGACAUUGCAGUUCCAACCUUUGAAGCUCUCACUCAAUUUGGAACUGCCACAAUUACAACCAAAAAUAUUGGUGAAGUAGAAGCAUCAUACAGCCUUACGUUUAAUUGCUCUGCAGGUGUCGGUCAAAUGGAGGAGCAAUUUUUCAUAAUGAAGCCAAAAGAAACCGCAACUCGCCCAUUUAAGCUGUAUCCAACCACCGAUCAAGCUGCCAAAUAUAUCUGUUCUGCAAUUCUGAAGGACUCGGGUUUUAGUGAAGUGGAUAGAGCCGAAUGUCAAUUCACUACUAAAGCAACAAUAAUUGAUAAUGGAUCACAGAUCCCAUUUUGGGCACCUGAAACCAGUAUGAAUGGCUUCUUUGACUCAAUUAAAAGAUUAUGGAACAAAUUGUGGAGUGGUUUUGCAGAUUUCAUGACUAGUAAGAGCUGCAGAGAAAAAUGUUCGAGUUUCUUUGACAUGAGCUGCCAUAUUCAAUACAUAUGCAUCAGUUGGAUAGUGAUGUUUGGUGUAGUUUUGGCAAUAUUCCCAACAGUGAUGGUACUUGUCUGGCUUCUACAUGAAAAGGGUCAUUUUGAUCCUCUAUAUGACUGGUGGGAAGAUCAUUGUUAUGGAGAUGAUGUAAUAAGAAGAAGAAGAAAAAGACAUCAUCAUAUGAAUAAGAGGACUCAGGCUAGUCGUAAGAAUCAACAACACCGCCAUAAGGAAGGCAGACACCAACAUAUGAAGAAGAGGACCGAUAAUAAUAAUCAAGAAGGAGAAGCAGCUACUAGAAGACAUGGAAGGAAUACUGAACGAAGAGAUAUGGAUUAUGAGUAUGAACUUCACCGUGUUCAGAAACAGAAGCAGCAACACAAGCACAGACACAGACGGAAUAAGAGUAAUUCUGGUUCAGAUCAUCACCACCACCCUCCUCCUACUACUACUACUAAUAUUAAUAAUAAUGUCGAUAAAAGGAAAGACGAAGAAGUAGCAGCAGCAGUAAAUAAUCGCCGGCAUCACAUCAGGCACACAAGAAAUAAAACUUCUUCAAAACCGAAGAAAUUGUCUAUGGAAAAACACACACAGAAGCUUUAGUCAUCAAGAUUAAUAUUAGUGCUAUAUUGUUUAUUAAGGUACCUAGGUAAUGUUGUUGUUUGAAUUUAUGUUUUUAUAAUU